CGCCCGCAGCGCCGAGAUCGGGGCACCAUGUUCCCGCGCCCGCUGACCCCGCUGGCAGUCGCCAAGGGUGUCGAGCCCUUGGGCCGGCCUCCGAGGCGGGCCCCGCUGGGUCGGGCCCGGGCGGGCCUGGGGGGCGCGCCGCUGCUGCUGCCGUCCAUGCUGAUGUUCGCGGUGAUCGUGGCCUCCAGCGGGCUGCUGCUCAUGAUCGAGCGGGGCAUCCUCGCCGAGAUGAAGCCCCUACCCCUGAACCCGAGCAGCCACAAGGGCGCGGCCUGGCGCGGGGCAGCCUUCAAGCCUCUGGAUGCCAGCGAUCCGGACUUGCAAGUGCGGCGGGACGUUCGGAACCGGACCUUGAGGACCGUGUGUGGACAACCUGGCAUGCCCCGGGACCCCUGGGACUUGCCCGUGGGGCAGCGACGCACCCUGCUUCGCCACAUCCUCGUAAGUGACCGCUAUCACUUCCUCUACUGCUACGUCCCCAAAGUGGCCUGCUCUAACUGGAAGCGGGUGCUGAAGGUGCUGGCGGGUGUCCUGGACAGCGUGGAUGUCCGCCUCAAGAUGGACCACCGGAGUGAUCUGGUGUUCCUGGCAGACCUGCGGCCCGAGGAGAUUCGCUACCGCCUGCAGCACUACUUCAAGUUCCUGUUUGUGCGCGACCCCCUGGAGCGCCUCCUCUCCGCCUACCGCAACAAGUUUGGAGAGAUCCGGGAGUACCAGCAGCGCUAUGGGGCUGAGAUUGUGAGGCGGUACCGGGCCGGAGCUGGACCCAGCCCUGCAGGGGACGAUGUCACCUUCCCAGAAUUCCUGAGAUACCUGGUGGAUGAGGAUCCUGAGCACAUGAAUGAGCAUUGGAUGCCAGUGUACCAUCUGUGCCAGCCUUGCGCUGUGCACUAUGACUUCGUAGGCUCCUACGAGAGGCUGGAGGCUGAUGCCAACCAGGUGCUGGAGUGGGUGCAGGCCCCAACCCAUGUUCGCUUCCCAGCUCGACAGGCCUGGUACCGGCCAGCCAGCCCUGAAAGCCUGCAUUACCACUUGUGCAGUGUCCCACGGGCUCUGCUGCAGGAUGUGCUGCCUAAGUAUAUACUUGAUUUCUCCCUCUUUGCCUACCCACUGCCUAAUGUUACCAGGGCAGCCUGUAACCAGUGACCACGGGCCACCAGCUUUUAGGGUAACUUCUGCCAUGCUGCUCAGAGAAACCCUGGCCCUGGGGGCUUGGAGCUUCUCCAGAUGUCUGGAUAUCCAGAUGGCAGAGACUGUCUUCAGGAGUUCCUUGUCUAGAGGUGGUGCCCACAAUGGUUCAGAGGACAGGUCUAGUCCGGACAGACCUGCUAUUCCCACUGGGGGAAUGUUUUAUAGGCCGUUGGGAGGAUGCUUCCUGUGUCGGAGCCUGGCUAGUGUGUUAGUGAAGCCAUACAUCCGAUCUAAAGCCUGACUGUGCCUGUGCAGUCUACCGGUUCCACCCUGAUUUAACCGGUGACCAACCCCAAAGGCGGCACCAGCCUUGAAGCAUGAUCAGCGCCCAGGGCCCUGUGGCUUUGAUCCCCUGACCAUCCACUACUCCAUGUGCCUCAGGACUGGAAUGAGCUGUGGUGCCUUAUAAAUGAAGCUUGUGUCUUUCUGCCUCAGACUGAGAAUUUGCUACACUUGCCAAGGAAAAUGAGACGGAAGCAGGGCCCCUGUGGCAGCUCUAGGGCCCGCUCCCCGAGCCUCCAGACCCCUGUGUACCCCACCUCUUCCUAGGGCUCCAGUAACCUCUUCAGUAAUCUCCCUUCCUUUUCUACAAGGCCUUCAAAGUUGUAACUGUGGUUGGUAUAGCUGACUGCCUCUUUUGUAAUGCAUUUAUUUAAAAUUUGUACUUUUUGAUAGACUCUUUGUAAGGGCAGAACUUUUAAUAAACUUUUUU
This is a messenger RNA of Jaculus jaculus (lesser Egyptian jerboa), 1903 nucleotides long. RefSeq names its product carbohydrate sulfotransferase 14 (gene Chst14). NCBI's taxonomy places the organism in Eukaryota, Metazoa, Chordata, Mammalia, Rodentia, Dipodidae. The record is from RefSeq and is a predicted model, not a curated record. Bases 28 to 1146 code for a protein of 372 amino acids. Gene Ontology annotation, molecular function: sulfotransferase activity. The transcript has a single exon. Gene Ontology annotation, biological process: carbohydrate biosynthetic process; dermatan sulfate proteoglycan metabolic process. Gene Ontology annotation, cellular component: membrane.